GUAGGGCUCUCUCAAGGCCCAGCAAGCUGCUUAGCGUAGCGUCAGAGAAAGAAUCAUAAUCCGUUCAGCAGAAGGAUAAAUUCCUAGGCCAGGGCUCUGCUGAUCCAGGUCCCGCCUGGCACCUGCGGCUCCCUGAGGUCUGCACAGUGCUUGCCUGCAUGAGGAGUCCAGCCCGGCCUGACAGAGUCCAGAAACCAAGGGUCACUGCAGUGUCUCGGCCAGCCUCACCAUGAACCUGGAGCCACCCAAGGCUGAGAUUCGGUCAGCCACACGGGUUAUAGGAGGACCGGUCACCCCCCGGAAAGGACCACCUAAGUUUAAGCAGCGGCAAACCAGGCAGUUCAAGAGCAAGCCCCCCAAGAAAGGCGUCCAAGGGUUCGGGGAUGACAUCCCUGGAAUGGAAGGCCUGGGAACAGACAUCACUGUCAUCUGCCCUUGGGAGGCCUUCAAUCACCUGGAGCUGCAUGAACUGGCGCAGUAUGGCAUCAUUUAGUCAGAUCCCCACCACUCGAGCCCUGUGGAAGAGGCCCACUGGAGCCCGCUCAACCCCGCCCCUCUGUAAGCCCGUCCAGGACCCUGCCCAAGCCUGAGCUGACUCCCUAGCCAGGUUGCCCUUGGCCUCCAGGCAGAAAACCUCAGCCCCGACACCUGCUACCAAGAGCCCACCAUCUCCCACACAACACUCUGCUGACCUGAGGUUGCUGGUCAGGAGAGAGAAGGGAGGGGGUCCCAGCCCCACUUCCUGUCCUUCUUGUGGCUGGAACGCAGGAAUGGACUCCUCAGUGAUGCUUCCCUGAACUGCCUUCUGUGGGUAGGAGAGAUCCCCUGCCUUGCAGCCCCUCCAGAAGGGUGUCUUGGGGUGAGACACUGUCCUGGGUGAUGCGCUGAGAGAGACUAAGGCUGCUGUACCAUUAUACCAACCUUCCCAACAUGCUCUGUCCCUUGCUGCUAUUUCAAAAUAAAAUGAGCACGUCCUUGCUUAUCUGAAGCACAAAGACAGAGGGGUGCACCCCUGGUGGGGUCACUUGUCGGCACCAUGGAGGAAGGACCAGGGCAG
Molecule: messenger RNA, 1057 nt
Organism: Meriones unguiculatus (Mongolian gerbil)
Lineage: Eukaryota; Metazoa; Chordata; Mammalia; Rodentia; Muridae
Gene: Pde6g
Product: phosphodiesterase 6G
Exons: 4
Coding region: 230-493 (87 amino acids)
Biological process (GO): positive regulation of G protein-coupled receptor signaling pathway; positive regulation of epidermal growth factor receptor signaling pathway; visual perception
Cellular component (GO): photoreceptor outer segment membrane
Molecular function (GO): cGMP binding; 3',5'-cyclic-nucleotide phosphodiesterase activity
Source: RefSeq, a predicted model, not a curated record